Messenger RNA from Trichomonas vaginalis G3, 1362 nucleotides. Its product is annotated as transmembrane protein 181 family. The coding region runs from base 1 to 1362 and encodes 453 amino acids. The record is from RefSeq and is a predicted model, not a curated record. Lineage: Eukaryota; Parabasalia; Trichomonadida; Trichomonadidae. Gene Ontology annotation, molecular function: toxic substance binding. The transcript has a single exon.
AUGAUUGAUAAUAUGCAUUCCUCUUCUGGUGAAAUGAUUGAUAUUCAAAUUGAAGAAUCAUUAGGUAGAGAAACUCUAAUGGCCAUUGAUAGUGCAAAUUUCAGAGAUGAAAUCUAUUCUAUUGGUGGUUUUGUUGUUAUUUUGAUAAUCUCUACUCUCACCGGGUUUUUCGGUCCAAAACCAUUUGAUGUAAAUGAAAAGACCAUUUAUCUUCGCUCUAGCAACGAAAAAGGUCUUAUUGGCACAAAAGCACAAGAUUUUUCAAUGACAAUUAAAGAAAUCACACCAUAUUUCAAAUUUGUUUCAUUCCAACUCAUCUUCAACCGUGAGAAUACAGCGGGAGUUGUCAACGAACAGAUUGCAUACAACUAUAAAGUGGUCAUGAAGAAGAACAAUGAAAUCGUUAAAACAGUCGUGAAUUAUGACGAUAACACUCAUUUAAUUGCAUUUGCAGGUAACGAAGAGACUUAUCCGAUCAUACUUUACACUCAAAAACUAUUGAAUUUUGAUUCCAUUCACUUUGAGUGCACAAUUGAUGUUCCACCAAUGUAUACAUCUCUUACACUUCGCUUUGUUCAUGGUUUCACGCAAUACACGAUUUUUCAGAUUUAUUUCAAACUCAUUUUUGCCUUAAUUGAGCUUAUUUUCCUUGUUCUCUUUGUUCUCCGUCUCUCAACAGCCCAGUUCAAGUACUGGCACCUCGAACAGAAGCUCACAUGUCCUUUAUUACUUCUUUCGUUUUUGUAUAACAACAUUUUCGAAUUUUUCUUUGUCAAGCACAAGUCAAACUCCGUUGUCUUGCUGGAGAUACUUGUUAACAGUCUCUUCUCCGCUUAUUUGAAGUUUUUCAUUUUGGUUUUGUUCGAUUCUCUCCGCUACAAGAACAGGAAAACAGACAAGUGCUUCUUUGUCCCAAAGAUUAUCCUCUGCUCCAUCAUUUAUCUCGCAGAUGUCGUUUCAGAAAUCGGAUUUACUGUUUUUGAUAAGAAAAUCAUAUUUAUGGCCUAUUUCAACAUCGUUCUCUUCUGCGGAUACAUUGUGUGGUGCAUAUUCUGCAUCAUUGUCGCAUCAAUUCAGGUAGAUAUCACUGAAAGAUACAAAUAUAUUAUUUAUCUUGUCUCUGGAUCGGUGUCAAUUGCACUGAUAUUCCUUUACGGAGUAAUAUUCAGCUUCCUGCCAAAGUUUAAGGACUCUGCAUUGCGUUUUGUUGGAGUUUACUCAAUCCAGAACGUUUUUGUCCUCCUCAUGGCAUAUUUCCACUGGCCAUACGAGGUGUUGCACGAUCAGGACUACGUGAACGGAGAUAACGCACAGGAAGGUGCAACUCCAGCAGAAUUCUUCGUAAAUGAUGAGUCAAACUAG